Messenger RNA from Esox lucius (northern pike), 1412 nucleotides. RefSeq names its product Bardet-Biedl syndrome 5 (gene bbs5). Gene Ontology annotation, cellular component: ciliary basal body; BBSome. Bases 101 to 1129 code for a protein of 342 amino acids. The record is from RefSeq and is a predicted model, not a curated record. Gene Ontology annotation, molecular function: phosphatidylinositol-3-phosphate binding. The transcript is spliced from 11 exons. NCBI's taxonomy places the organism in Eukaryota, Metazoa, Chordata, Actinopteri, Esociformes, Esocidae. Gene Ontology annotation, biological process: intracellular transport; cilium assembly.
CAGGGGUAAAGGGAAGACGCGUUAACUAGCUAGCCAUCUUGUCUGGAAAAGAUUAGUAGUAAGCUAGUAAGGAUUAAACUAAAUUUGCUACUGUAACAUCAUGGCCGGUGUUUGGGAUGUUCUCUGGGAGGAUAGAGAUGUUAGAUUCGAUAUAACUGCACAGCAAAUGAAAACUCGACCUGGUGAAGUCUUGAUCGACUGCCUCGAUUCCAUUGAAGAUACUAAAGGAAACAACGGGGAUCGAGGGAGGCUGUUGGUAACAAAUCUGAGGAUCAUCUGGCAUUCUUUAGCUCUGCCAAGAGUCAAUUUGUCUGUUGGAUACAAUUCUAUCAUUAACAUCACAACAAGGACAGCUAACUCUAAAUUGAGAGGCCAGACUGAAGCACUGUAUAUAUUGACAAAAUCUAACAAUACAAGAUUUGAGUUCAUUUUCACCAAUGUGGUUCCAGGGAGUCCAAGAUUAUUUACGUCUGUCAUUGCUGUUCACAGGGCUUAUGAGACUUCUAAAAUGUACCGUGACCUAAAGCUGAGAGGAGCUCUCAUUCAAAAUAAACAACUGAGGCUUUUGCCUCGAGAGGAAGUGUAUGACAAAAUAAACGGGGUGUGGAAUUUAUCCAGUGACCAGGGAAAUCUAGGAACCUUCUUCAUCACUAAUGUUCGGAUUGUAUGGCAUGCCAAUAUGAAUGAAAGCUUCAACGUCAGCAUUCCCUAUCUUCAAAUUAGUUCCAUCAGAGUAAGAGAUUCAAAGUUUGGUGUGGCUUUGGUGAUAGAAAGCUUUCAGCAGACUGGAGGAUAUGUGCUUGGAUUUAAGAUCGACCCAAUGGAUAAACUUCAAGAUGCAGUUAAAGAGAUCAACUCCCUGCACAAAGUGUACUCUGCCAACCCUAUCUUUGGAGUGGACUAUGAGAUGGAGGAAAAGCCACAGCCAUUAGAGGAGCUGACAGUAGAACAGCCCCUUGACGAUGUGGAAAUCGAGCCUGAUGAACAGACUGAUGCGUUCACUGCUUACUUUGCUGAUGGCAAUAAGCAGCAGGACCGGGAGCCUGUGUUUUCCGAGGAGCUGGGAAUUGCGGUGGAGAAAUUAAAGGAGGGUUUCACGCUUCAAGGACUGUGGGAAGUUAUGGCCUAAAGUAAUGUUGAUUGUCAAGAUGGAUGAACAUCUUUAAAUUCAACCUUGAAAAACUACAAUUGUUUAUAACCAUGUGUAAAUGUACAAAAUAUCAAUGUAUUUAUUCACAGUUCUGCUGUAUAUAGUUAAGAUUUAGAGCAUAUACAUAUGUUAGCAACAUGUACUGUAUGUAAAUAGGUACUUCUCAAAAUUUAAAACAAGUACAAUUAAGAAGAAAGUGUUUAAGCAAAUAGUUGAAUUUUGUUUUUUUUAGAUUGCAUAAUAAAAGUAUUUAUAUAUGUUA